UAUUUUCAAGUCGGAUUUUCCGUUGCUUUCCGAUUAUUUUAAACCUUCUGGAACACAAAAUGAAAAGUAGAAAUACUAUAGAAUGAUCUGCUUCGAAAAUAAUGGAUAUCAAGGUCUUAAAAUCGACAAAAUAAGCUUCCGAGUCGACAACACUACGACUCUCUGAAGCGAUGCGAAUUGGGGUUGUAAUGUGAAACCGAACUUUCGAACUUCAAGCGAGGCCUGGCGACAAUUAUGAAGAUUCCAGAGCCCGUGAAAAGCUUUGAGAUGGAAAGAGGAUCCUUGAAUGCACCCAAUGCAAAUUCUGUGAAAGAUAAAGGGAAAAGUGAAGACCUCAAGGGCAAAGCAUCUUGUAGCGCAGAAGUAAUUGUAGAUCAGUGUGUUGAUGUCAUGUUCAUCUGUAGCGAGUGGGGCUCCUCGAAAGGUGGAUUAUCAACGUUUAACAGGGAACUUGCUGUGAAUCUAGCGAAGUAUUCGAAAGAAAGAAUCAGGGUUCACUGCUUUGUUUGCCAAAGCACAGAAGAAGAACGACAAGAUGCGAGCAGCAAUGGAAUCCAUUUAAUCACAGCACAGCGCCCUCCUGGAUCUAGUGAUCCACUUGAAUGGAUUCGAUUUCCGCCAUCAGAGCUUCCCAAUCCUGACAUCGUCGUUGGCCACGGUAGAAAGUUUGGUGGUGCGGCUUAUUCCAUUCGACGAAUAACAGGCUGUAAGUGGAUACACUUUGUGCAUGUGUUUUGCGAGGACCUUGGAAAGUACAAGCUGGAAUGCAGCGUUACGGCCGAUGCAAUUGCAGAUAACGAAGCGAAGAACAAACGAGAACUGGAGCUCUGCAAAGCAUCUGACUCAGUCGUUGCAGUAGGCUCCCUACUACAAGGAAAAUAUCAAAGAAGUCUGCCAGAUUUCAAAGUAGAAGUCAUUACUCCGGGGAUUUUCGAAAAGUAUGUCAAUCCAACAGCAAGGAAAUCGAAUAAAUUUGAAUCAUCAGGAGAAGAUGAGUUUCGCAUCUUCAUGUUCGGUCGUGGAAGCUUUGAGGACUUUGAACUGAAAGGAUACGAUAUAAUCGGUAAGGCUGUAGCUUCACUGGAAAGAAAAUUCGAGCUCACUUUUGUUGGUGCACCACAAGAUCAACAACGGAAGAUUGAAAAAUGGUUCCUGGAGGAAACGAAAAUAACACGGAAUCAACUAACCAUCAGAGGCUUUUGUAAUUACGAAGAAAUGAGAGAGAUGUUUCGUCAAGCGGAUGUAGUUGUGAUGCCAUCCCGCACCGAGGGCUUCGGGCUGGUGGCCCUAGAGGCCAUAUCAGCUGGUGUGCCUGUACUGGUCUCUAGGGAAUGUGGUAUAGCCAAAGCCCUUCAAACUGUGGAUGGUGGGAUGGCUGUGGUCAUCCCAUCAGCUUCACCAGAGGAAUGGGCAAAAAAAAUCCAAGAGCUAUCACAGCAAACACCAGAUGAGAGGUAUGCCUCUGCCCUGCAUCUAAGAGAGAAUUAUGGGAAGAGGUACCACUGGAAGGAGGAAUGUGAAAGGUUUAUGAAGAUGAUUUUGCAUGUUGUUGAAGGAUUGUAUAGAAAUCCAGACACGUCAGACAAAACAGCAGAACAAACAAGAGAAAGAAGGACAGGUGGGCAAGGGGAAGUUUUCGCUGCAAAUCAAGACACCUCAAAUAAAACAAGAGAAAAAACAAAGGGAGACAAGAAAAAAGUUCAAGCAGCAGCUUUAGACACUUCAAGUGAAACAAGAGGACAAACACAGGGAGACGAGGGAGUAGUGCAAGCAGCAGGCAAUCUUCCACACAGUGGCUCAGAAGUUGGGAAAAGAGAUGGAAGGGAAGAAAGUGAGUCUGCACCAGCUAAGCAGAAUGUAUUAAAAACUGAAGAGACAAAGAAGAACUUGUUAAGUGGAUUUUUGCAAUCAAUUGCCUGCAAAUUCAGAAGGACAGACAAAAUCAAAAUGCAGGAAAUGCUGGAAGAAAGUAAAGCUCUACACAGCUCCCUAAACUGUGAAGAAACAGAGGGGAAUAAAAAAGGAGAGUCUGUACAAGGUGCAGCUGCAUAUGUUUCAACAAAACAAGCACAGAGAAAUACAAAAGAAGUUUGGACAGCAACAGAAAAAGCUCCAAACACCUCUUUAAAGAGAAAAAGAAUUGAUGGGAAUGAACAAACAAAGUCUGUUCAAGGCGGCACUUCUGUGAGCGAGGACAACAAGGAAUUGAAUCAGUUACACUCUGCUGAAAGAGACAGUAACGUCACUGAGAUGAAAUUGACGCUUCCUCCUGGAUUUUCUGUUGACUUCAGGAACGCAAGAGGCAGAACGCCGCUAAUGAAUGCUGCUUUGAAUGGCAACGUUCAAGCGGUGAAGAGUAUAAUGAAAAGGGGAGCAGAUCCGUCCCUGAUGGACAACAGAGGAUUCAACACGUUACAUCAUGCCGCAGCUGGCGGAGACAGUGAUGUUAUAUCUCUAAUCCAUACUCGCCUGCCCAACAUUGAGUCAAAAACAGGCGAGGGUUACACGCCACUUAUGGUCGCGGCUUUGGCGGGCAAAUUACAUGCAGUGAAAUGGUUUCUUGAGAAGGGGGCAACUGUAGCCUGUGAAGACAAAGCAGGAAGUAACACGUUAUAUCAUGCCGCAGCUGGCGGAGACACUGAUAUUAUAUCUCUAAUCCAUACUCACCUGCCCAACAUUGAGUCAAAAACAGGCGAGGGUUACACGCCACUUAUGGUGGCGGCUUUCACUGGCAAAUUACAUGCAGUGAAAUGGUUUCUUGAGAAGGGGGCAACUGUAGCCUGUGAAAGCAAAAGAGGAUGGAACACGUUACAUCAUGCCGCACAGGGCGGAGACACUGAUGUUAUAUCUCUAAUCCAUACUCACCUGCCCAACAUUGAGUCAAAAACAGGCGAGGGUUACACGCCACUUAUGGUGGCGGCUUUCACUGGCAAAUUACAUGCAGUGAAAUGGUUUCUUGAGAAGGGGGCAACUGUAGCCUGUGAAGACAAAACAGGAGGGAACACGUUACAUCAGGCCGCAGCUGGCGGAGACACUGAUGUUAUAUCUCUAAUCCAUACUCACCUGCCCAACAUUGAGUCAAAAACAGGCGAGGGUUACACGCCACUUAUGGUGGCGGCUUUGUCUGGAAAAUUAAAUGCAGUGAAAUGGUUUCUUGAGAAGGGGGCAACUGUAGCCUGUGAAGACAAAACAGGAAGGAACACGUUACAUCUGGCCGCAGCUGGCGGAGACACUGAUGUUAUAUCUCUAAUCCAUACUCACCUGCCCAACAUUGAGUCAAAAACAGGCAAGGGUUACACGCCACUUAUGGUGGCGGCUUUGGCGGGCAAAUUACAUGCAGUGAAAUGGUUUCUUGAGAAGGGGGCAACUGUAGCCUGUGAAAGCAACAGAGGAUGGAACACGUUACAUCAUGCCGCACAGGGCGGAGACACUGAUGUUAUAUCUCUAAUCCAUACUCAUCUGCCCAACAUUGAGUCAAAAACAGGCAAGGGUAAAACGCCACUAAUGGUGGCGGCUUUGUGUGGCAAAUUAAAUGCAGUGAAAUGGUUUCUUGAGAAGGGGGCAACUGUAGCCUGUGAAGACAAAACAGGAAGGAACACGUUACAUCAUGCCGCACAGGGCGGAGACACUGAUGUUAUAUCUCUAAUCCAUACUCAUCUGCCCAACAUUGAGUCAAAAACAGGCAGGGGUAAAACGCCACUUAUGGUGGCGGCUUUCGCGGGCGAAUUACAUGCAGUGAAAUGGUUUCUUGAGAAGGGGGCAACUGUAGCCUGUGAAGACAAAAGAGGAUGGAACACGUUACAUCAUGCCGCACAGGGCGGAGACACUGAUGUUAUAUCUCUAAUCCAUACUCAUCUGCCCAACAUUGAGUCAAAAACAGGCGAGGGUUGCACGCCACUAAUGGUGGCGGCUUUGAAUGGCAAAUUAAAUGCAGUGAAAUGGUUUCUUGAGAAGGGGGCAACUGUAGCCUGUGAAAGCAACAGAGGAUGGAACACGUUACAUCAUGCCGCACAGGGCAGUGACCCUGAUACCAUUGAUCUUAUCCUUACUCACUUGCCGGACAUUGAGUCAAAAACAGCUGAUGGUGAAACACCUCUUAUCAUAGCUGUUCGUCAUGGUAAGCUGCAGGGUGUAAAGUGUCUUCUUGAAAGGGGAGCCAAUCCUUCGGUUAAAGAUAACGAUGGAAAGGACUCUUUACAUCAUGCAUUAUCAUCGGACUCAGAUAUCUUUGACUUGCUACUGAGUCACGUGCCUAGAAGUGAGUCAACAACGGGCAAUGAUUAACUCAGAUUGCAGAUUGCGUGGUGUUGUCAAGUAGUUGAUGUCCUGGUGUGGCUUGUACUAUACAGGAAAAACUGUCAGUGUUGGAGAUUUUUUGAAAAUGAACACACUCUGAUAACAGCCUGAAGUGUAUGUCUGUACAAUAUUGCCGGUGAUUUUAUUUCUAUGUAGUUAAACGUUUUUAAAAUUGAUAUGAUGUUAUGAAUAUUUCACAACUACGAGGUUGUUUUUUUUACUAGAAGGCAUUAAUUUCGAAGACAGAAGUAAAGAUUUCUGCAAUGUUACCGGCCUCUUUAUUUUUUCCUUAUUUAAGACGUUUUGAAAUUAAUAUGACUAUGUAUAUUUUUCACAAGUAAAUGGGUUUUCUUUUACCAUAUAGCAUUUUUGUAUUAAAAAACACGUAAAUGUAAUAUUAUAGCUGUGAAGUUUUAUGCAAAAGUUGGAAAUAUGAACGUUGAACAGGUUUAUGAACAAGUUUAUGUCCCAAGCUAAGAAUGCGUUUUGAUAACAUUUGUACUGAGCUAAAGUCGAGGUUUUAAAUACUAUUUUAUAUAAUAGUAAAUGGCUUUUACAUUUCACACGAUGUACAGAAUAUCUCAUUUUUCGAGGAAAUUUUUUAAUAGAAUACACGAAGAAAUUUCUGCAUUCUGAUUGGUUGCAAUACAGUUUACAGGUAACACCAAUGCAGAAGAGAGCUAAUGCAGUGCAGAACAUCGUUAAUUCGGUGAAAAAACGAUAACGAACUGUUCAAUAGCUUACAAAAGAAAGGCAUGCCGAAAAUUUUCCCCUUUGACUAAACACGUUGAUUUGACCAAACGCACAAUGGGCUCUUACUUGGUGUAGAAAACACAGUAAACGUCACACUAUUUUUUUCAUUGUUUUCUUAUUUCCGGUUGCAAUGAAAUUCUAUUGUUACGUUUACUGUGUGUUCUACACCAAGUAAGAACCGCAAAAUGAUAAUU
Pocillopora verrucosa is the source of this 5243-nucleotide messenger RNA. Lineage: Eukaryota; Metazoa; Cnidaria; Anthozoa; Scleractinia; Pocilloporidae. The record is from RefSeq and is a predicted model, not a curated record.